AUGGCGGGCGCCUGUCCGCCGCAGCAGUCCAGUCACGAACACGCCGGCACGGAGUCUGAGCGGCUCUCGCCCACCUCCCUCCGCUCUGUCUCGCCUGGGGACUUUGCGCCGUGCGACCUCUCCAGCACCGCGGCGCCUCCUCCGCCCUCGAGUGCGUUCGCGGCCUUCUCUUCUUUUGCGGCCGAGCAAGGCAGCCGCGUCUCCUCCGCGGAGCUCUCCUCGGCGCCCUCGACGCCCUCCUCGAAGCCGCGCAGCUCCUGCAGCACCGUCGACUGCGCGGAGGUCACGCAGGAGGAGGCGGACGACGGCGAAGGCGAUGUCGAGCCGGAGGAGGACGACUCCGGGACUCAGGACGGAGCGAGAGGUAGACGCAGCCUGCAGCAGAUGCCCUGCUCCGAAGCCGAGGUCUACGAGAUCCUCGCCGAGCUGCUCAACGUCGACGUCUUGUGCUGCCGCUACAUGCGGCGGCAGCAGGCUCGCCGCACCGCGCGGGAGAGGGCGGCGGAGGCCGGCGGCGAGGCUGGGGAAGAGCGGCGACGCGGCGGCGCGGGCGACGCAGCGGAGUCUGCGCCCGCCGCCGCGCCGUCUCUCCUGGAUCUCACGCUCGACUUCUGCAAUCUGGAGCGCGACUCCGAGAGCGGCGAGAUCCAGUACGCCGCGCGCCCUCUCUCCCGCGUCUCCUCCUUCUCUUCUUCUUCUUCUGGUUCGCUCGCUGCCGCUAGCCUGGCGGCAGGCGCGCAGGCCGCGCAGGCGGCGCGCGUCGUCGCAGGCGGCCGCGGUGAGACUGCGUGGCCUGAUGAAGCGGUUUCGCGGCUGCUGCAGCGGCUCCAGCGCGGCGGCGCGACGCGUGUGGCGGCCGCGGCGUCGCUCCCCGCGUCCUCCGCGACUGCGGGGGACGGCGGUUCGUCACCGCAAACGCCUUCGGCGCCGCCGGGGGCCGUGACGCGGUCUGAGGCGCUUCCCCUCCCUGCGGGGCUCCGGCAGCGCGCGGUGGCCGCUGCGCUGCUGGGGGUUGUUCGGCGAAGCGUCAUGCGCACGGCGCGCGCGCAGAAAGUUCUGGCUAUAUGCGCCUUCCUCGACCUCGCGCAAAAUCUCGAGGUCCAAGACGCCUUUGUCGAGCUUCUCUUCGCGGCGCCGCCGCUGCGGGACGCGCCGCCCGCGAAGGCCUACCUGGUUAGUCUGCUCAAGUGCCUCUACGCAGGCGCGGAGCUGCGCCAGCUGCCGCUGUCUGACAGCUUCGCCGAGGCCGUUUUCAAGCACGUGAGCGCAUACAGCAGGAGUGACGAGCUCGACGAUCGGCCUUUCGUCUCGUACGAGACUCUCGACACCCGCCGCCCCCCCCAGGUCUUCACUUUCCGCACGCUGCUGUAUCGCAACGAGCUCGGCCUGCGCACCUGGACUGCAGGCUUCUUCCUCGUGGAGUACCUCGCGACCUACGGACACCAGUUCCGCUGCGUCUCCUGCCUCUGCGCCGACACGCUCUCCACUGCCUCGUCCCCCUGCGCCGCUGGCGCGCCGCCCUGCUGCUGCUCGGCCGCGCCCCACGCAGAGUGCUGCUGCGGGCGUGGAGACUCGCGCGCCAGGCAGGCGGAGGCGGCGCGGGAGGCCGGCACGGCCGCGUGCGCCCAGCGCCGCGCCCGCGACGUCUCAGGCACCUGGGCGGGGCGCCUGUUGGCGAAGCUCGAGGCCGCCCAGCCGCGCGCCUGGCGCCGCGGAGGCCCUGCUGCGGGCGCGCAGGCCGCCGACGCCCCGAGGGCGCUCGGGGAGGGCGCGGCAGAGGCUGGAGGCGCCGCGGCAGAGGCUGGAGGCGCCGCGGCAGAGGCUGGAGGCGCGCGCGUCUCCGUCGCGGCGUCUUCCUGGCCCGCGGCGAAGUGCUGCGAGGCAUUUGCGCCGCUCGGCGUGUUGGAGCUCGGCUCCGGCCUCGGCGUCACGGCUUCUGCCCUCUGUGCGUUGCCUCCCCCCGCGGAGUCCUGCGCGCGCCCUUGCGCAUCGCCUGCGGCUGCGGCUGCGGCUGCGGGCUGCGCCGCCGGCGCGCGGCUCGCGGCGAGCUGUGUCUACGUCUCCUCGGACUACUUGCCAAGCAUUCUCGCGACGUGCGCAGAAAAUCUCGCGCGGAAUGGCGUCUCCAUCGCCUCGGCGUUUGCCCGCGGGGGCAGUGCCGGCCUGCCAGAGGCCGAGAAGGCGCGCGAGCCGCGUGAGGACGGUGCGGGCGCGCCGACCGCAGGAGACGGCGCGGCGACAGGGACCAGCGAAGCACAUCGCGAAGGGAAGGUCGCGGCUGAGGCGCCCAACGCGCCGGUUGUUUUUCUGGAAACGUUCGACUUCAGCGACGCGCAGAGACGCGCAGGAGCCCUGCUGACUAAGACCCAAGACGCCAUGUACAGAGAAGGCGAGAGACGAAAGCGAAUCUUCCUCCGCCAUUCAUGCGCAUCCUCUGAAGCCACGCUUCCUCCGCGGGUCUCUUCUGCUACCUCUCCUGCCGACGCUGCGCGCCUCGACGAGGGUGAGAGCGGGGCGGCCUUCGCUUCUCUGCCGCAGGGCGCGGCCUCGUCCUGCGGCGCCGCCGGCGCAGGCGCGUCUCCUUCGUCUCCCCCGAGGCCUGUCGGUCGCGGCGUGGCGCGGGCCUCGAGUCUCGGCUGCUCGCGUCCGGCCUCGGGGGUCCUGCUGAUCGUCGGCGCAGAUCUCAUCUAUGACCGCGGCUUGAACAGUCUCCUCGCGAACGCGCUUUCGCUUCUGCUUCGCGCGCCGCUCCCCCCUCGCGCGGCAAGCGGCAGCGCCGUCUCGCCGCAGGCGCUGGGCGAGCUGAAGAGGGUCUGCAUUCUUUGCUCGGCUGUCCGCGACGACGCGACGCGCGCGCACUUCCUCCAGGAGCUAGAGCGCCACGCGCUCGCCCAUUUCGAGGUGUGGAAGGCGAACCGCCGCGUCCAAAUCGGGGCUCGAAACUUUUAG
Molecule: messenger RNA, 2949 nt
Organism: Besnoitia besnoiti
Lineage: Eukaryota; Apicomplexa; Conoidasida; Eucoccidiorida; Sarcocystidae
Exons: 4
Coding region: 1-2949 (982 amino acids)
Source: RefSeq, a predicted model, not a curated record